Messenger RNA from Mangifera indica (mango), 2511 nucleotides. RefSeq names its product interactor of constitutive active ROPs 2, chloroplastic-like. Bases 425 to 2272 code for a protein of 615 amino acids. The record is from RefSeq and is a predicted model, not a curated record. NCBI's taxonomy places the organism in Eukaryota, Viridiplantae, Streptophyta, Magnoliopsida, Sapindales, Anacardiaceae. The transcript is spliced from 5 exons.
GUCUUGUGGGUCAGGUGGGUUUUAAAGGAGACGACAUUUGGUUUUCUAUUUUGACCACUUCUGCUAAAGGGGAUAUAAAAAUAAUGCAGACUCCAAAAGCAAGGACACCAUAUUUUACUCACUGGUCGUAGUCUACUUGUUUGCGGCUCUGAGCUGGCGCUUGGUUCAUGGGAUGUGAGGAAGUGUUUUUUACUGAAGCCUGAUCUUGAAGGUGACCAACUCAAAUGCUGAGGAAUCCUGCAAUUCAAAGUGGGUAUUCUUGUGAGUACAGUUAUUAUGUUGUGGAUGAUGAGGGAAAUGUACUGAGAUGGGAGACAGGGAAGAAGCAUAAACUGCUGUUACCUGAGGGGACUGAGGAUGGGGACUGCUUCCAAAAAUUUUUACUCUUAAAGCACAAUAAUUGGGUGGAAGAAAAAAAUUGUUCAUGUGUGAGGAAGAAGCACAGUGCUGUGAGGAUGCAGAAUCAUCUGGAACUGGCUCUUUGGAAGUGCCUCAAAGGAAAUCUCCUACUACACUGCAUACUGCCCGCCAACUCAAGAUACCAGGAUCAGAUUCUAAUGUUGUUUCCUCUUCUCCACACCCAACAAAUAGGACACCAAAAGAUAAAAGUCCUAAAGUCAUUGAGCGCAAAUCACCUCGGAGCCCAGCAACAACAGAGAAAAAACGCCCAAACAGAGUGUCUGAAUUGGAAUCACAGCUUGCUCAACUUCAAGAAGAGCUGAAGAAGGUGAAGGAGCAAUUGAGUGCUUCAGAUUCAUGGAAGAAGCAAGCCCAGCAGGAAGCUGAGGAGGCCAAGAAGCAGUUCUCGACCAUGUCAGCAAAGCUUGAGGAAUCUCAACAGCAACUGCUGGAGAUUACUACGUCUGAGGAUGCUCGAGUUGAAGAGCUCAGAAAGAUUUCGCAGGAUCGUGAUAAAGCAUGGCAGUCUGAACUUGAUGCUCUCCAGAAACAGCAUGCUAUGGAUUCUGCUGCCCUGGCUUCUGCCAUGAAUGAGAUCCAGAGGCUAAAAGUUCAGCUGGAAAAGUUAGCUGAAUCUGAAGUUGCCCUGACCAAGCAUGCAGAGUCUGCACAUGCUGAGAUGCAGAGCUUGAGAAUAGAACUUACUGAAACUCUCUCCCUGGUUGGAAAACUUAAAUCUGAUCUUAAUAUUUGCAAAGAAUCUGAAGCUCAGGCAAUUGAAGUAGUCCGGAAAACUCAAAUGCAACUGGAAAGGGCGAAUGCAAAUAUAGAAAUGUUGCAAUCUGAGGGCACUAAAGCUACAGAGGGUUUUAAUUCCUUAUCAUUGGAGUUGGAACAGUCAAAAGCUCAGGUUAAAUCAUUCAAGGAACUUGUAAGCAAGCUCCAGGCCGAUCUACUUAGCAGUAACAGCGAUAAAUUGGUGGAAUCUUUGGGUGAUGUUGAUCUUUCUCGGAAGGAUGGGGAAAAGGAGGAAAUAGACCAGCUCAAAGUGGAGCUUAAUCAUUCUAAAUUUGAAUUGAGCCAACUGAGGUCUGCAUUAGAGGCUUCUGAGACCAGGUACCAGGAAGAAUACAUUAAAACCACAUUGCGAAUUAGACGUGCUUAUGAACAAGUUGAACAUGUAAAAUCAGAAUCAUGCCAGAGAGAGGCUGAGUUGGAGACACAAUUGAAAAAUGCCAAAGCUCAUAUUGAAGAGUUGAGAGCAAAUUUAAUGGACAAGGAAACAGAACUACAGUAUAUAUCAGAGGAAAACGAGGGACUGAAUUUAAAAAUCAAGGGAAAUGGACCUAGUGAGGCAGAUUUAGCUGAGCUGAAGGUGAGUAUGUUGGAUAAGGAGACAGAGUUGCACAGUCUAACUGAGCAAAAUGAAACGCUCAAGUUGGAGAUUGAGAAGAAGGAAAUGGAGAGAAACAAAAUCAAUGAUGAAGCUAUUACUUUAGCAGAAGCAGCCAGGGCUGCUGAGCAAGAGGCUUUGAUGAAAGUUGGCUACUUAACAGAGGAAGCUGAUAGAAGUAGCAGAAGAGCAGCACAUGUGACUGAGCAACUGGAUGCAGCACAGGUGGCAAAUACAGAAAUGGAGGCUGAGUUGAGGAGAUUAAAGGUGCAACUGGACCAGUGGAGGAAGGCAGCUGAGGCGGCAACAGCUAUGCUUUCAACUGGCAACAAUGGAAAAUUUGUAGAAAACAAGAUUAAUUACUUGAAUGGGACUAUGGGUUCUCCCUACUUAGAAGACAUGGAUGAUGACUCUCCGAAGAAGAAAAAUGCCAACAUGCUGAAGAAGAUUGGUGUGCUUUGGAAGAAAGGCCAGAAGUAGUUGAUAGAGAACCUAGCAGGUUGCAUGUAGUAUUUUGGAAGGUUCCAGAUUAGAUGCCAAUAAAUUUAAAGACUUGGAAAUUCUUCUGGAAAUUCUGUAUAGACAUGUAAAACUGGUGAACUUUUGUUAGUUCAAUCUGAAUUUGGUUUCACUUGGUGUAUUGUCUGGGGCUUUUGGACACAAAAGAGUUGUAUCUCACAGAAAAUUUUCUGUUUAUGGUAAUGAAGCUGUUUAUUUUU